Molecule: messenger RNA, 2853 nt
Organism: Amaranthus tricolor (Joseph's coat)
Lineage: Eukaryota; Viridiplantae; Streptophyta; Magnoliopsida; Caryophyllales; Amaranthaceae
Exons: 2
Coding region: 1-2853 (950 amino acids)
Molecular function (GO): protein dimerization activity
Source: RefSeq, a predicted model, not a curated record
AUGUCAAGUAGUUCAAGUUCAAAGAAGUCAAAAGCCGAGGAUAAACAACCCAAUCUUUGUGAAUUCUUGUUUAAAAGAAUGAAAUCCCAAGGAUCAUUUAACGAAACCAUUGACUCUCCUCCUUCUCCUUUAAGUUCCCCUCCAACUCAAGAUGUUAAUAUGGAAGUAGGUGGUUCAAGUGCUUGUGAUGAACCAUUGGAUGAUGAUUGUGAUGAACCAUUGGAUGAUGAUUGGGUGUAUGAUGUUGAACUUCUUCCUCAUGACCCGGGAUUGAGAAAAAACAUAAUGGAUUAUCCCCCAAAUGAAAGAAAUCCGGUUAGGAGAGCUUAUAUUCUUAAAAAACCUUGCCAACCAAAAACACAUGUUUUCCCUCAAAAACAAGUAGGUGGUUUACGCCGUUUUAGUGUCAAUUGGUUCAAAAAAUGGGAUUGGCUUGAAUAUAGUGUUGAAAAAGAUGCCGCAUUUUGCUUUGCUUGUUAUUUGUUCAAGAGUGAUGUUGAAAUUUACAAUGGGGGUGAUGCAUUUGUUAAUGGAGGGUUUAGGGGGUGGAAUAAACCAGAUAGGUUUCAAAAGCAUGUUGGUGGACUUAAAAGUGCUCAUAAUGUUGCUUAUGAGAAAUAUGUGAAUCUAAGAGAUGCAAAAAAGACAUCAAUUGAAGUUGUGUUUGAUAAUGCGAGUCAAGCUCAAAUGGAUUCAUAUCAUAUUCGUUUGAAUGCAUCCUUAACUUGUUUGAGAUUUCUUUUGGGCCAAGGUUUGGCAUUCCGGGGACAUGAUGAAAGUGAGGAGUCAAAUAGUAGGGGUAACUUUCUUGAGCUUUUGAAGUGGUUAGGGGAGAAGGUUGACGAAGUCAAACAACAUACUUUCCAAAAUGGACCCAAAAAUUGUCAAUUGACAUCUCCCAAAAUUCAAAAAGACAUUAUCAAUUGUUGUGCAAAGGAGACUACCAAGCGCAUAAUAGAAGAGGUUGGAGAUGGUUACUUUUCUAUUUUGGCCGAUGAAUCAAGUGAUGUGUCUCAAAAAGAACAACUAGCUCUUGUUUUGCGGUUUGUUAACAGAGAAAGUGGAUCGGUAGUGGAACGCUUUUUAGGCAUUGUACAUGUGGGUGACACUACCGCUUUAUCUCUUAAAGAUGCAAUUUUGUCCUUGCUUAUGGAAUAUUCAUUGAGUCCAUCCAUGAUAAGAGGUCAAGGGUAUGAUGGGGCGAGUAACAUGAAAGGUGAAAUCAAUGGCCUUAAGACUUUGAUUAUGAAUGAUACUCCAAGAGCCUACUACAUUCAUUGUUUUGCUCAUCAACUACAACUAGCUCUAGUUGCGGUUGCUAAAAAGAAUGAUAGUUGUGGUUGGCUUUUUGAAGUACUUGCAAACUUGUUGAAUGUGGUUGGAGCUUCUUGUAAGAGAAGAGACAUGAUUCGAAAAAAGCAAGCUCAAGUAGUGGCUCAAGCAUUGGAAGUGGGGGAAAUUGAAAGCGGAUCGGGUUUAAAUCAAGAACGUGGUUUGAGUAGGCCGGGAGAUACACGUUGGGGAUCUCAUUACAAGUGUCUAAUAAAUAUCACGAACUUGUUUCCUUCAAUUAUUGAAGUACUUGAGUGGAUUGGAAAACAUGGCACUUCGGACGAUAAGUUCAAAGCUCAAAUUGUUUCGGGAUUUUUGGAGUCAUUUGAUUUUGUUUUUAUGGCUCAUUUGAUGUUGAUUAUCUUUGGCUACACUAAUGAUUUAUGUAUUACUUUACAAAGAAAGGAACAAGAUAUUGUUAAUGCCAUUAGACUUGUUAGUACUACAAAAAAUGUGUUGCAAAAGAUGAGAGAUGAAGGAUGGGAUAAUCUCUUAAAAAAAGUUAUUACAUUUUGUACUAAACACGAGAUUGAUGUUCCAUCUAUGGAUGCUCAUUAUGUGCCUCAAGGAAGAGGAAGACGUUUUGUUCAACAAGCUACAAAUCUACAUCAUUUUCGGGUUGGAAUCUUUUUGGAAGUAAUUGAUUUGCAUCUUCAAGAGCUUGAUAACCGUUUUAAUGAGAUUAACAUGGAGUUACUUACAUGCAUGGUCUCUCUAAGUCCUAAAGGUAACUUUUCAUCUUUUGAUAAAGAGAAGAUACUUAAACUUGCUUCUUUAUAUCCCGAGGAGUUUUCAUGUAAUGAUUUAACGGCUCUUGAUCUUCAACUCGAUGUGUUCUUGGAUGCUAUGUUAAACGAUGAAAGAUUUCAUGAUUUGAACGAUAUCAAUUCUCUUUCCAUGAUGCUUGUUGAAACAAAGAGACAUGAGACAUUUCCUCUUAUACAUUUGCUAAUCAAGUUGAUGUUGAUUCUUCCUGUUGCUACGGCAAGUGUAGAAAGAGUGUUUUCCGCAAUGACAUAUGUCAAAAGUAAGUUGAGAAAUAGCAUGGGUGAUCAACUUAUGAAUGAUUGUUUGGUUACUUUUAUUGAGAAGGAAGUGUUUCUACAAGUUUCCGAUGAAAUGAUUAUUUAUCGUUUUAAAAGUAUGAAGACUCGAAGGAUGAAUUUUCUUGAUUUUGUCCUCCCACGAGCUUAUUUGCCAUGUGUGAGCAAGGAAGCUGAAGACUCCUUCUCGGACUUAAAUGGCAUUAUAGCAGUUAAAAAGCAAAUGUUGUACGAUCUUAGGGCCUUGGUCGCACAGGGCACAAUCAAUCCCACAGUCUCCCAUCCAUCUGCUGAUAAGGCCUUUAGUGGACAAGCUAUUCUGGACAGCCAACCAUGUCAUAAAUUUUGCACUUUGAGUAGCUUUGUUCUUGAUCAUGAUGCCUCCCUAGUCGACUUUCGGUUCUUUUGCUAUAAGAGUCUCAUCGGUAGAUUUUAUGGAGAACUCCCCUCCUUUGCCAAUUGUCUCCCAACCUCCUAG